This is a messenger RNA of Hirsutella rhossiliensis, 921 nucleotides long. RefSeq names its product indole-diterpene biosynthesis protein PaxU. The transcript has a single exon. Bases 1 to 921 code for a protein of 306 amino acids. The record is from RefSeq and is a predicted model, not a curated record. NCBI's taxonomy places the organism in Eukaryota, Fungi, Ascomycota, Sordariomycetes, Hypocreales, Ophiocordycipitaceae.
AUGCCGCCAUCCGCCGCCCGCGCCGGACCCCUGGCCUUCAUGCAGGCGCUGAGCCCGACAGUCGCCUAUUGGGAUCCGCGACAGCGGCUUCAUCCUCGCAGCCAGUCUCCGUCGCCGCCGUCCUCAAAGGAUCCGGAGCUCAUUCUGCUGCUCUCGUGGAUGGCCGCACGUGAUGAGCACAUCGCAAAGUACAUCGCGCAGCACCAAGCGCUGUUUCCCUCGUCGCGCAUCCUGCUCAUCCGAUGUCCGCUGCUGCGCGUAUGGCUUCCGUGGAUCGCGCGCCGGGACGUGAAGCCUGCGCUGCUGCUGCUGCGGGCCCUGGCAAAGGGCGGCGACGGGCAAGACGACGAGGGGACGUGCCCGCGCGUGCUGGUUCACAUGUUUUCCAACGGCGGCAUCAGCACCGCCGUCCACCUCCGGUCAAUGCUUCUGGCAGCCGGACUUGAUGAUGGCGGCCGCGGUAUCGCAGCGCUGCCGCGCUACGUGCUGUUGCUAGACUCAUGCCCCGGCUACUUCCGCUGGCGCAACACACACCGCGCCCUCGUCCAGACGCUCCCAUGGUGGGUGUCGCCGCUCAUGCAUAUCGCCAUCGCCGUGGCGUGUGUCUAUCACAGCCUCCGGCGCCUGCCCCCGGCGCAGAAUCAGAAUGCACAGGCCCUCCGCGCUCCGCGGCUCGUCUCGCGCGAGUGCCGGCGAACGUAUCUGUAUGGCACGGCAGACAACAUGGUGGACUAUCAGGACGUCGAGGACAAUGCGCGGAAGGCCGAGGAGGUCGGGUUUGUCGUGCGCCGGGAACGCUUCGAGGGCGCAAAGCACGUGGCCAUUGCAAGGGCCGAGCCGGCGAGGUACUGGGGAGCGGUGCGGGAGUCAUGGGAGGGAGCGCGAGCGACGAGCGACGAGCUGAAAGUUGAGGGCGUGUAG